AUGAAGAAGGGCGAUAAUAAAGGUCGGACUGGGACCUUCCCGGUGGAUCCGAACGUCCCCCGAUGGGUUUGCCAGAACUGCCGCAAUCCUCUCUGCAUCGUCGGCGUCGACUCUUACGCCGACAAAUUCUUCAACGAUCCUUCACGCUCCGGGAUGCAAGGUUCGUCCAUUCAUGGUGCCAGCAGUGUGCUGAGUUCCACUAAAAUGGACAAUUCGUAUGUUGUGCUGCCCAAGCAGAGACCUCAGGCUCAGGGAAGUGCUCCUCGGCCGCGUGGUGAUGCUGCUGCUGCUGCUGCCGCUGCCGCUGCCGCACAGCCUGGAAAGGCCAUGGAGGAGUCGUUUGUGGUUGUGUACAAAUCCGAAUCGGGGACGGAUGGAAGCGGUGCACAUUUGUCAGGCACCGGGGCUGAUUCUAGUGGCCAUUUGCCGCCUCAUAACUCUGGGUUUAAUUCCACUAUUACUGUCCUGACUCGAGCGUUUGAGAUUGCCACGACACAGACACAGGUUGAACAGCCUCUAUGCCUUGACUGCAUGAGGAUUUUGUCGGAUAAGCUUGAUAAAGAGGUUGAAGAUGUGAACAGGGACAUUGAAUCGUACGAAGCCUGUCUUAAACGCUUGGAGGGAGAGGCUAGAGAUGUCCUCAGUGAGGCUGAUUUUCUUAAGGAGAAACUGAAGAUUGAGGAAGAAGAACGAAGACUUGAAGCAGCAAUUGAAGAAACUGAGAGACAAAAUGCUGAAGUAAAUGCUGAACUGAAGGAACUAGAGUUGAAAUCAAGUCGCUUUAAAGAAUUGGAGGAGAGGUAUUGGCAUGAGUUCAACAAUUUUCAGUUUCAAUUAAUUUCUCAUCAGGAGGAGAGAGAUGCAAUCUUGGCAAAGAUUGAAGUUUCACAAGCUCAUUUAGAAUUAUUGAAGCGAACAAAUGUGCUCAACGAUGCCUUCCCCAUUUCUCACGAUGGAGAGUUUGGAACAAUUAACAAUUUUCGACUUGGAAGACUCCCUAAAAUUCCAGUUGAAUGGGACGAGAUAAAUGCUGCCUGGGGCCAAGCUUGCCUUCUUCUUCAUACUAUGUGCCAGUAUUUCCGACCGAAGUUUCAAUAUCGAAUAAAGAUAAUUCCUAUGGGUAGCUACCCUCGUAUCACUGACACCAAUAACAGUACCUAUGAGUUGUUUGGUCCUGUCAACUUGUUCUGGAGUACUCGCUAUGACAAAGCAAUGACAUUGUUUUUAGCUUGCCUAAAGGAUUUUGCGGACUUUGCCAAGUCUAAGGAUCAAGAGAAUAACAUUCCACCUGAGAAAUGUUUCAAACUGCCUUAUAAGAUUGAGAAUGACAAAGUGGAAAACUAUUCCAUCACUCAAAGCUUCAAUAAGCAGGAAAAUUGGACAAAAUCUCUCAAGUACACUCUUUGCAAUUUGAAAUGGGCACUCUAUUGGUUUGUAGGAAAUACCAACUUCCAGCCUCUUUCAGCAAUGGUAUCUUCCCAUGCAUGCUGA
Sphenostylis stenocarpa is the source of this 1491-nucleotide messenger RNA. The record is from the annotation of a GenBank genome assembly. NCBI's taxonomy places the organism in Eukaryota, Viridiplantae, Streptophyta, Magnoliopsida, Fabales, Fabaceae.